GCUUAAGGGUUCAGUCACUCCGGCGCCAUGGGUAAUGCGGACAACGAUGGGCGUGACUCCCCAGGCGGCGAGCGGCUGCCUACGCAGCUGGGCCGACUCCCCAGCGACAAGCUGGCCAGCGUUCAGAAGGCGCUGGAGGAGCUGAGAGACGCUGGGCUCACCUCCGUGGCGGACAUCGAGAAGUUGGCCAAGAGCGUCAAAGCCGCGGACGGCGCGCGGAUCCCCCCGGACGAGCUGACCACCGUGAAGAUGGCGGACUCCAUGUGGGCCUGGACCCCCAAGCGCUGGUCCGAGUCUUUGGCCGCCCAGCCCGGCCCUGCGGGCGCCCCCAGCAAGGACCUCGGCAACGGCAACGGCAACGAGGGGGAUCAGUUGCCAGCGGUGGAGGAGAGCGUAGAGAAGAACUGUGCCAUCCGCAGCAAGCGCUCGGAGGACUUCAAAAGCUGGUACAAUCUGAUGAAGGAGGCUGAAGCUCAGCUCCGGUCCAUGGCCACCAUGGACAACUCGGUGAUGACGAAGGGCGACGGCGCAGGGGUUUUGUUCCAGGCGACGGCUUCCGUGAAGGGCAAAGGCGCUUUGAAGCGCAUGAAGCCCGAGAGAACCCACUGGGGCGCCAAGCUGAUGGCAGGCGGCUCCUGGAAGAACAACCCGGCGCCGGCCAUCAUCUCGUUGCACCUGGGGGACGACGGCUCCUUCACGGGCAUGGAUUGCUGGCAGCACAUGAUGGCGGAGCACGGCUUGAAGGAUGGCAGGCCUGAGAAGGAUUUCUAUGGCUGCAGCAAUGUGCUGUUCAAUGAGACCAAAAAGGGGCGCUACGUGCCAAGAGCUCUCUUUGCCACCAGAGGCGCUCCGGAGACCUUGGACGCGGUGAGCAGCGCCAAAAUCUUCGAGCCGGGGAGUCUGCUGGUGGGGGACGAGCCGAAGUCCGACUGGGAGCUCGCGUGUGGCCAGGACUUCCCAGAGCUCGCUGACAUGCUGCGCAUGCAGCUGGAGCGCGCAGACUAUACCGAGGGCUUCCUUCUCACCCACAACAUGGGGGAGGGAAUUGGCAGCAGCGUGGCCUGCUCCCUGCUGCGGCUCUUGUCCAACGAGCACGGGAAGAAGCAGAAGUUCUCGGUCGCUUGCACCCCCGACUUUCAGGCUGCGGAGUGCAAGGAGGCUCACGCCUUUGCGGGGCUCAAUUUGAACCAGCUUCUAGAAAAUGGGGACCUGGUGUCCCUCUAUGACUGGACCUCUUUGAGGAGGGUGGCGCAGAAGGAGGCCAACGGCUUGGGAAUCGCAGCUCCCACAGACUGGGAUUGCCGAGGCCUCGUGGCGCGCUUCGUGGGCAACGUCUUGGGCCCCAUGCGCUUCGGGCGCCUGGCGCAGGACGCGCGGACCGGGUCCCUCCUGACCCACUGCCAGUCUCUGGUCGUGUACCCUCGGGUCAAGAUCGUCUUGCCAUCUCUCGGCGGGCUGGGAAAGCCGCUGGAAGCAGGUCGAGAUCCCGGCUUGGACGCCGCAACUGGCGCCGUGACUGGCGGUGCUCUCUGCAAUGUCACUGCUACAGAAAGCAAGAUCCUGGGGUGCUCCCUGACCUGUCGCGGCUUGGAGCAGUGCCUGGCAUUGUCCCCGGUCAUGGUGCAGCGCCUGAACCAAUCGAGCACGUUUGCGAGCUACGCGGGUGGGGGAUUCACCAUCUCCAGCUACACGGACCCGAAGAGCCAAGGGAAGCCCGAAGCAGCUCUCAUGACAAACUCCACUGCGGCCUUCCGCAUUAUCCAGAGCUACACGCAAGGCUUGGAGACAUGCACGAGAGGCGUGGACUGGGCGGGCCUGCACAGCUUCGGAUGCUACAGUGAGAACAUGGAGCCCUUGACCAACUUGAUCCAGGACUAUAUGAACGGUCUGUCCAACGACACGGUGGUCUGCGAGGAGGACUAUGGCGUGGAUGAAUGAACAGCAAUGGGCUCCUUGUCAACGUUUUCAACACGACCCGACCUUCCAUGCGUUCAAAGGCAACCUACUC
Molecule: messenger RNA, 2008 nt
Organism: Effrenium voratum
Lineage: Eukaryota; Dinophyceae; Suessiales; Symbiodiniaceae
Source: the annotation of a GenBank genome assembly